AUUCAGUUACCACUCAUAGACCGCGGCUCGCCUCCCCUCCGCUCCACCGUCCCUUGCAUUUCUUCGCCGAUUCCUCCUCGUCGCCCUCCCCUCCCCUGGCGACCUACCAUCGCCGCCCCGCCACCGCCGUGCCGCCGGCGGCCUCGCUCCAGACCCCUCCCUCCCCCCGCCUCCCACGCGUAUCCGUCGCCUCCUCCGCCUCCCGCAUCGCCGCGACCCCGUCCGAUCCCGAGCUUGUUUGAGCAUCCGUUCGUACAAUAUGUCGGAGAAGCCAUCUGAUGAGACGACCGGUCAGGUGAGGCCUGAAGGAGAUGUUUCUGAUGUGAAAGUGGAAACUGCCGACCAGAAUAAAGGAAAUGAGAUGCCAUCAGCACAGCAGGAGGAAGCAGUAAUCAAGAAAAAGUAUGGAGGAGUACUGCCCAAAAAGUCACCACUCAUAUCCAAGGACCAUGAGCGAGCUUACUUUGAUUCUGCUGAUUGGGCUCUGGGAAAGCAAGGAGGACAUCCUCAAAAGCCUAAAGGCCCGCUUGAAGCACUUCGACCGAAAUUACAGCCUACCCAGCAGCAAGCCCGUUCACGACGAUUCCUUCAUGCAUCUACUGACAGCGACGAGGGUGCCAACUCGCCUACGGAGGCUACAACCCUGAACCAGGAGUUCACCGAGGAGGCCAAGGCAGCCGAGAACAAGGAAUCCACCGAGUAGCUCCCAUGUCCUUUUUUGAACGGAACUCUGCCAUUUGCUAUGCCCAUGCCGUCUCGUUGCUCUAGUAAUAAGAACUGUGGGCGCCCUGUAACCGCUCGCUGAAUUUUGAACUGAAGUGUCGCAGACAUGCCGUUAUCCACCGCGCUAUGCCAUUCCAUGGCUGUUGAUGCCUGUAACAGUUCGGUAUGGGAUCGGGAACAUUAUGAUGUCGCACCGAGUGUCGUCCGGGUCGGACAGAAUAAAAGCAUGAGCCUGAAACUUAUACUA
Molecule: messenger RNA, 970 nt
Organism: Triticum urartu
Lineage: Eukaryota; Viridiplantae; Streptophyta; Magnoliopsida; Poales; Poaceae
Cellular component (GO): cytoplasm
Molecular function (GO): protein phosphatase inhibitor activity
Source: RefSeq, a predicted model, not a curated record